UUUGCUAUAAGUAGCCAGGAGAGAGUAUGCAUGGGCUGGGAAAGCAGCUAGCUAUGUCGAGAAGCAAGCAUCGAUUUAGAGGCGGCUGCCAUAGCAACGGCUGAAAAGAAACAUAAUUCAACUUUAGGUCGACAACGCAAUUAGGCAGCUUUCUGUGGAAAAAAAGCGGUCACGUGUUGCACUAGGCACCCAGAGCGCUCGUGGGCGCUUUCCGUUACGGCUGCUCCGCGAGCCCGUCGCCGGGAUGGAGCUCGCGCCAGUCCGCCGGAGCGGACGUCACUCAUCCUCUGACAGCUGAAAUUUCGGCCGCAUUCAUUGAAACGUCCCCUGCCGUCUCGCCGCGACGCUGUCGGUGCCGCACGGGCGUCUUCGCGUAAAGCGCCCGCGACAUUUCCACUGUUUACACCGCGUUGAGAUAAAGUAACGAGCUAACAGGGUACUUUCCUAGAAGGAAACAUAGUCUGCAGCCAGACCAGUUGCUUGUAAGUUGAAGGACCAUUUCUUCGAAUAACUGGCUAAUACGUAGCUGACAUUUUCAGUGCGAUGGAAGAAAAAAAACGAGUGUGUCCGUUGUCGUCGGAUGCAACGUAGAUUUGGGCAUAUAAAAGGAUCGCGUCAGCAAAAGUGCGCACAGAAAAAGAAAGGAGAACAGAAGCUGCAGAAGAUUUAGGGAGGAGUUUGCUUUCUGUGAUGGUGUGAGAAUGAAUGCUGAUGACUGCAAUGGCCGUUCCUAUAUGUCAGGGAGUGGAGACUCAUCGAUGGAGAGGGACUUCUCUGGAGGCAUGGGGGGGGCUACAGUUAGCACACCCAACAGUCAACACUCUUCUCCCAGCCGGUCCCUCAGCGCCAACUCCAUCAAGGUAGAGCUGUACAACGAUGACCAGCUGGGCUGCAUAGCUCGUCCGGCCAAGAGGGCAGGGGAGCGUGACGAGGCAUGGAAGGACGAGCGACUGGACCCUGUGGAGGGGGGGGGCCUGGAGCUGGGCGGCGUGGCUGGCGGGGGGGCAGGCGGCGGCGGAAGCUAUGGCGAGCUGGCCAGUCCUGAGCCCACUUCCCCAGGGCCAAUCCGGCUUCCCAAUGGAAAGCUGAAGUGUGACAUUUGUGGCAUGGUGUGCAUCGGGCCCAACGUUCUGAUGGUGCACAAGCGCAGCCACACCGCCCUGUGUGCCAUGCCAGGUGAGCGCCCAUUCCAGUGUAACCAGUGCGGCGCCUCCUUCACCCAGAAGGGCAACCUGCUACGGCACAUCAAGCUCCACUCUGGGGAGAAGCCCUUCAAGUGCCCCUUCUGCAGCUAUGCCUGCCGGCGCCGGGACGCGCUAACGGGACACCUCCGCACCCACUCUGUGUCCUCCCCCACGGUGGGGAAGCCCUACAAGUGCAGUUACUGCGGCCGCAGCUACAAGCAGCAAAGCACGCUGGAGGAGCACCGGGAGCGUUGCCAUGGCUACCUGCAGAGCCUGGAGGCCCAGCCCACGCCAGGCAGCCACGUACAUGGUGAGGAGAUGCGGGACGUGGAGCUGGUGACAGACCCUCUGCUCCAGCCUUCCACGGACAAGCUGACAUUCAUCGACCGCCUGGCCAACAGCAUCACCAAGCGUAAGAGGUCGACACCUCAGAAGUUUGUGGGACAGAAGCACAUGCGCCUCAGCACAGCCGACGGACAUUAUGAACAUUAUCCUCCCAUCGACAAGGAUGGGGAUGAGCUGAGCUCCCUGCACAGGACUGCUGACUCCUCCAACUUCACGGGUGUCAUUAGCAGCUACCUUGGGGGCCCCGUGGGAGGAGGUGGGGGCCAAGAGUCCAUCCGCUCACUCCGGCUGCCCCCCCAGCACCCCGCCAGCGUGCCGGAGUUCACGUCCGUCAUCAGCUCCUUUUACAAUCAGCUGGGCCAGCCAGGGCAAAGAACAGACUCCGGGGGGGGUGUGGCAGGGGGCGUGGCCUUGGGACUGGGAGGACGGGAGGCAGGGGAGGGCCACGAGGACCUGCCCCCCAGCUGCGGUCAUGUCGCCUCUCCGAGCAACGGCUGCCAGGAUUCCACAGACACAGAGAGCACGCCGGAAGAGCAGCCCGCGGCCACCAGCGCCGGUGGGGACUCCGAGCAGCACCCAACUCCCCCGGUGGCCCGCAGCUCUGGCCAAGUGCGAGAGAGCGACAGUGAGCCACAGCGGGACGAGGGCAGCGUGGCGCUGCGGCCCGGCAACUGUGAGGUCAGGGUGGUGGACAGCGAGGGCCGGCCAGUGCGCUCCUUUCGCUGCACGCACUGCCGCGUCCUCUUCCUGGACCACGUCAUGUUCACCAUCCACAUGGGCUGCCACGGCUUCCGCCAGCCAUUCGAGUGCAACAUCUGUGGCCACCGCAGCCAAGACCGCUACGAGUUCUCCUCACACAUCGUCCGUGGGGAGCACACUUUGGGCUGAGGUAUGGGAGCCGCGGGGUUGGGGGGUGGGGCGGGUAGGGGAACGGUGGUGCGGGCCGGAGGGGAGAGGUGAAUGCACAGGGAGGGCAGCACGGGUUCGAAAAGCACUGUGUGUGCAGGAGGUGAGGAUGGGUUAGGGUUUGAUCUGCACUGAACUGGAGACGGGAACUGAAGAGGAGAUGAGCUGUUGUGGGAGAAGUUUAGUCAAGGGAUGAUCGGCAAAUUAUAAUUGCACUCUAUUUUCCAGAAUGCAGUUGUUUUGCCUCAGAAGUGCCUUCUUCCUGUGUGGUUUGCCCUCUUUGAAGUGGGGGGGGGGUUGUUGGGGGAGGGGAGGGGAGCAUUCGCACAGCACAAACCCACACUUGACCCUGUGUAACGGGCUGUCAGGGACUGGUCAUAACCAAGAGUGGUGACUCGGAGGGCAGCUGGAUAAUUUUCUAGGUCACAGAACUUCUUUUGACAGCCUGAAUCUUGGACACAGGAUUUAAUAAUCACACUUUGGGAUGGGGGCGGGGGGAUGCAGGGUCACUGCCAUCCAUCUCGCUUCAGCGUUUGUGUGGGCACCAGGGCCCAGUAAGAGUGUGGUCCGCCACUCCUGACUGGGAAGCCAAAAGUCGAAAUGGUCAAAGUGGGCGUACGUUGCCUUGCCAGAAGCACCAUGUCUACCUAGAUCUGCACAUCCACAGCAUUACGCACAUGGCUGUUUUACAGUCUCAGGAGGCUGUCUGUCUAUUCUUCACAUAAUACGCCUGCAGACUUAUAUUUCUAUAUAAUAUUGCAGAGUGUCAAAGGUCUCCCAAAAUGGGGAAUAUCACAUAUCACAGAAUGAGCAGCUCUCAUUCAGCACAAGUGAAUGUUGAGCUUCAGACCCAGUAUACAGAAGCUUUCGUAGACAUAUGACAUGGGAAAUCUUGUCUACUCCUUUCCUUCAUGGUACUGCUUUAGACUGCACGUCAAUGGUGAAGAGCGUCAUUGGUCUGGAUAUUGCACCUUUCCUCACCAUCCUCCAGUAGACGGUCAUAUUUGAGCAGUUCCCAUGAAGCUCUCCUUGGAAUUGUGAAUGUUAAGGUGCAGAUCAGAUUGAGCCACGUGAAACAAAUUGGUUCUUUUGAGGAACCAUAGGGGAGGGAGGGUCCCUCUGAUAAGGAUUUGCACUUUCUAAUUUUCCUGCUUUUUCUGUGUGUGUUUUUUGUGCUUUGGGGGGGGGCUUUUUUGACAAAGAUGUGAUACAUUAUGACAGACUCUGUGGUGGUGAUGAUGAUUAUGAUGAUGAUGAUGAUGAUUGACCCGUGUUCCAUGAACACUGGUUUUGCACUGAUUUAUGCCUAUAUGGCGUUUAGAAAAUAAUUUACUGAAGAAUGGAAUUUGAAUGUCAAACAUCCAAUGUAGAUUAUUAUUAUUUUAAAUAUUUAAAUACUCUUUAUUAACAAGAGGUCUUAGAGCUCCUAAUAUUCUGAUGUAUAUUUUAUUGUCUCCACUCUUGCUCUCAAAAAUACUACAUUAUAGGGGACAUUCCUUUUUAAUCUGGCUAAAAUGUAGAUCUGAAUUGGUCAAGGAAACUUGUAAUACAGCCAGAAAACACAGAAGAUGAAAGCAUCAUUUCAAUGACUCUUUAUUUUCAAAGGGUUGAUUCCUGGCAAGGAGGGGAUGUCCAUGUUGUUUAUCGUGGAGAUACCAGCUAGGCUGGUUAUUCCCAGAACUUUAUGAUUGAAUAGUUAUGCCACGUUCUUAAAAUUCAAGAAUAAAAACUAUAAGCAAAUUAUUUAUAUGACUAACUAAAAAGCAUUGAGGAGACCAAAUACAUUAUUUAUUACUUGCAAGGUAAAAAAAAAGAAAACUUGGAAUUUAGAAAUGUAAAGCAAAUUGAAAACCAGGAAGUUUUCUUAAAUAGUUGUUUUAUUAUAAAUGUGGUAAGAUGCACUUAGUCUGUCACAGAUAUAUUUUGAAAGAGAGAAGUGUGUGCGUGUUUUUGUGUGAUGGCAAACAGACUGUGUACUUUGGGGAAGGGGUGGGUGUUGCAACAUGCGUGUUCAGCUUCAUUUCUGCAGCAGAUUGUCACCAUCUCUUAAUCCCAACUAGUGCUGUUUUAUUUGGGCUUAAGUUUACUCAAAGCCCUUACAAAGAAAAGACAAGUUUUUAUAUGAGACAGGAAGCAAUGGGUAAAUGGAAAAAGAAAGGAUUUUAACGUCACUGAAACUGCUUGGGAUUUUUUUCGAGUUCCUUGUCUUUAAAUAUUUGAGGAAAAAAUCUAUGACAAAGAAAAAACUCUUUACCUCAUAUUUGUAUACAUAUAUAACUGCCUCAUGUUUUGGAGAAGUUGUGUAGUUUUGAAAGGUAUUGCUUUUUGAUUUGGUUUUAAGGGGGAGAAGUGUAACAGUUCUGUUUUGUUAAGUAGUUUUUCAUGUCCAAUAAAUACAUUGAAUAAAGUACUAUUUGUUGUAAAA
Molecule: messenger RNA, 4860 nt
Organism: Paramormyrops kingsleyae
Lineage: Eukaryota; Metazoa; Chordata; Actinopteri; Osteoglossiformes; Mormyridae
Gene: ikzf4
Product: IKAROS family zinc finger 4
Biological process (GO): regulation of transcription by RNA polymerase II
Molecular function (GO): DNA-binding transcription factor activity; RNA polymerase II cis-regulatory region sequence-specific DNA binding
Source: RefSeq, a predicted model, not a curated record